AAAAAAAAACCGAAAAGCGCGUCACUUCCCAGUUCUGCAUCUGACGUGUCUCAAACAGUUUUGCAUUGGUGGUGGAUUUUACUCGUUGGGAUUUAUUAUCUAUUGGGCUAAUAUCUGAUACGUGGUGGCAAGAUGCUAGAUUUCUUCACCAUCUUCAGCAAAGGGGGGAUAGUGCUGUGGUGUUUUCAGGGAGCCGGGGUCACUGAAUCCUUCACCGGGCCUGUCAACGCUUUGAUCCGCUCCGUAAUCCUUCAGGAGCGAAGUGGGAACAAUUCAUAUACUCACGAGGCCUUGAGUCUGAAAUACAAGCUCGACAAUGAGUUUGAGUUGAUUUUUGUGGUGGGUUUUCAAAAGAUCCUGACGCUGACAUACGUGGACAAGUUCAUAGAUGACAUUCAGCUUCAUUUUAGGGAUCGUUAUAAGAAUGAGCUGGAGCAAAAGGGGGCAUUGAAGCUAAUCCAAAACAACUUUGAAUUUGAUGAUGACUUUAAGAUGCUUCUCAGAGAGGCGGAGGAGAGCAGCAAAGCUCGGAACCAUGCCACCAUGCGGACCUUUAAGGAGUCUGAGAAAUCUCAAAAAACUGUGAAGUCAAUGAUUGAGACCAAGGGUGGGGAAAAAGUUAAGGAACCUGGUGGAAAGAAGAAUAAAAAUACCAAAAAGGAGUCUCCUGCAGCUGAGCCCGUUAAGGUGGAUCAAGGCAAGGCCUCAUCCUCUGGGCCGAAGGUAGUCGAGAAUGGUAACCAAGGCUUGACUCCUGAGGAGAUCGUUCAGAAGAAUCGAGAGAAAUUUAUUCUCAAGCGCACGAUGGUGCCUACUGCAAAACCCAUUCACAGUAAGUCCCCAAAGCCUCAGAAGCCUAAGGAGAAACAAAUGCGUGUUUGGGGCGAUCGUGGUAGCAGCACCAAGGAGCUGGACUACAGUGGAAGGAAUGGAGAUGGUUCCCAAAAUGGUGGCGAUCAGAACCAGGAAGCACACAUUGACCUGGGGAUGCAGCUAAGCUCCAUGAAGGGUGACCUGCUGUCUGUGGACUAUGAGACCAGCGAGGAAGAGGAGAUGGAGGUUGAAGAAGAGGAGAAAGUGGUUAUCAGUGAAACAAGCAAGACAAGCUCCAAAAAGGGUGGUGGUUUUGGGGGCAUGUUUGGGAUGCUGAAGGGCCUUGUGGGCUCCAAGAGCCUGACCCGGGAGGACAUGGAGUCAGUGCUUGAGAAGAUGAGGGAACACCUCAUUGCAAAGAAUGUAGCAGCUGACAUCUCCUCCCAGCUCUGUGACUCUGUAGCCAAAAAACUGGAGGGCAAAGUCAUGGGCACAUUCACCACUGUGGCCUCAACGGUAAAGCAGGCUCUGCAGGACUCACUGGUGCAGAUCCUGCAGCCCAAGCGAAGGGUAGAUAUUCUGAGAGAUGUCAUGGAGGCGCAGAGCCAGCGAAAGCCUUUUGUCAUUACUUUUUGUGGUGUCAAUGGGGUUGGAAAGUCCACCAACCUGGCCAAGAUCUCUUUUUGGCUGAUAGAGAAUGGUUUCACUGUGCUGAUCGCAGCCUGUGACACGUUCCGUGCCGGAGCCGUGGAGCAGCUCCGCACUCAUCAGCGCCGCCUCAACUCUCUGCAUCCCCCCCAGCAGCACGGAGGACGCCCGGUAGUCCAGCUCUAUGAGAAGGGCUACGGGAAGGAUGCUGCUGGAAUUGCCAUGGAGGCCAUUGCCUAUGCGCGCAACCAGGCCUUUGACGUGGUGCUGGUGGACACUGCUGGGCGUAUGCAGGACAACGCCCCCCUAAUGACAGCACUGGCCAAACUUAUCGCGCUCAACAUGCCUGACCUAGUACUGUUUGUUGGAGAGGCUCUGGUGGGCAAUGAGGCAGUUGACCAGCUGGUAAAGUUCAAUCAGGCUCUGGCAGACCACUCCAUGUCUGACAAGCCUCGCCUCAUUGAUGGAAUUGUUCUCACUAAGUUUGACACCAUCGACGACAAGGUUGGUGCUGCCAUCUCCAUGACUUACAUCACAGGCCAGCCCAUUGUGUUUGUGGGCACAGGGCAGACCUACAACGACCUGCGCAGCCUCAACGCCCGCGCUGUGGUCAGUGCCCUGAUGAAGGCUUAAGUGGCUGCAUGUCCUGCUGUUUAUUCAUCGUCGCAAAGAAGCCAACAAUACCUUUUUGCCACGCUGCCGUGAGAUGUUCCAGCCCUGCUAACCCGUUUCUCAUCCUCCUGCCCGCUCUACUUUGCAUCAAAUGAAGAACUCAUGUCAUGCACAGGACUGUAUUCUGCCAGUAAAGGACAAGUGUGCACUUUGAAAGACAGAACAUUUUGCAACAAAGCCAGAGGGGCGUCCCUUUGAAUCAGUUCUAAACUUCCGGGCCUACACUGAAAAAGUACCUCAGACCAGCCAUUUUUAAACAGUGGUCACAUCCAAAUGACAUUUUAGCUGACUAAAUGGACCUAGGCUUUAAAUGUCACCAGUUCUUUAAAGACUUACAAAAAACAACAACCCUACCUGGCAUUUUGUCAGUCAGUUUUCCCCUCUUCAUGUAAAUGAGGUCAGGUCGUGAAGGCUUGCUGGAUGUGACAUUUCAGCAGCUGCCUGAGGAAAGCUUAGUGACCAUUGUGCCUAAUAAUCCAUUUCCUGUCUUCUUAGUUAACACUUUCACUACAUGGGUAGUUCUCCAUCAAGAGUACCAUGGCAGGUCAGGUCAGUAACCUGUUUACAACAUACAGUCAUAAAGUAGGCAUGAAUAUCAACAUUUAUGAAGUUAGUAGAUGUACUCUCCUAAUCUCUCUAAUCCAAAAAUGGAAUAAUGACAAACUAGUACACACGUUCUGGACUGAUUGUUCUAUGAAAGUUAUCUCCCAGAGCUUCUUGCCUACCUGACACAGUUAACAUAUUUUCAUUACAAAAUGGAGACUUUGAUUCCUGAGUUUAUAGUUGAUGGAAAGUGGAAAGAUAUUUUGUAAAUUGAAUUUUUUUAGUUUUUGCAGGUUGUCCGUAGCUUUUCAGACUACACCGCCUGUGUGGUCUGUGGAAGUUCUGAGCCUUUUUAUUUAUGUUUUCUCCUCUGAUUUACUCUUCAUUUAUAAGAGGAAAUAUAAGUCUUAAAAUAUCUCUAGCCCCCUUUAAUUUGUGGUAGUGCAAUAUACGCGAAUCAAGAGUUAAGACAAUUUGAUCUAAUUUAUGAGAAUGUAAAAAUUUCUAAAUAAAGCUGCUAUAUGCUAUGACCGCC
Messenger RNA from Perca flavescens (yellow perch), 3211 nucleotides. It is a transcript of the gene srpra, whose product is annotated as SRP receptor subunit alpha. NCBI's taxonomy places the organism in Eukaryota, Metazoa, Chordata, Actinopteri, Perciformes, Percidae. Gene Ontology annotation, biological process: intracellular protein transport; SRP-dependent cotranslational protein targeting to membrane. The transcript is spliced from 15 exons. Gene Ontology annotation, molecular function: GTPase activity; signal recognition particle binding; GTP binding. Gene Ontology annotation, cellular component: endoplasmic reticulum membrane; signal recognition particle receptor complex. The coding region runs from base 133 to 2094 and encodes 653 amino acids. The record is from RefSeq and is a predicted model, not a curated record.